Messenger RNA from Fomitopsis serialis, 3109 nucleotides. Its product is annotated as armadillo-type protein. The transcript is spliced from 16 exons. The record is from RefSeq and is a predicted model, not a curated record. NCBI's taxonomy places the organism in Eukaryota, Fungi, Basidiomycota, Agaricomycetes, Polyporales, Fomitopsidaceae. Gene Ontology annotation, cellular component: nuclear envelope; cytosol. The coding region runs from base 32 to 2950 and encodes 972 amino acids. Gene Ontology annotation, molecular function: small GTPase binding; nuclear export signal receptor activity. Gene Ontology annotation, biological process: protein import into nucleus; protein export from nucleus.
CUUGUCCAUUGCUGCCUCCUCCCUCCGCAGGAUGUCUGAUAUCCCUGCCCUCCUCAUCUCCUCUCUCAACCCUGCAACACGCAAGCAGGCUGAACAGAGUCUGCAAGCCCUCAGCGUCCAGCAAGGCUUUCUCUCCGCUCUACUUCGUAUUGUCCUCGAACCAUCGCAGGAUCGCUCGGUCAGGCUCGCCGGCAGUGUGUACCUCAAAAAUGUCGUAAAGACUAGAUGGGACGAUGAAGAACAACCCGUUCCGGACGCAGACAAGGCUGCUCUGCGGAAUGAACUCAUCCCUGCGAUGAUCGCGCUGUCCAACGCGUCUGACAAGGCUAUGCGAGCACAGGUGGUCGAGUCUGUGUCCCUCAUCGCAAAGGAGGACUUUCCGGAGAGGUGGCCUGAUCUGGUCGAUAUACUGGUGUCCUCGCUAUCCCCGACAAAUUACGACAUCAACAUUGGCGUGCUCGAAACGGCACACUCCAUCUUCCGACCGUGGCGUGCCGCAACACGCAACAAUGACCUCUUCACUAUCAUCAACUAUGUCCUCUCUCGCUUCGCGAAACCUUUCCUUGAAUUGCUUCUCCACACCACUACCUUACUCUUCACUACACCAUCUCCCCCCAACCUCGCCACGAUCGCACAAUCACAAGUAACACUCGUAGACAUCUUCUACGAUCUCACGUGCCAGGAUCUCCCUCCAGACUUUGAAGAUACUCAUGAAAAGUUCUUCUCAUCUCCUGAUGGCUUGUUCUUGCAACUUUUGCUUUGGGAUCCACCGCAGUUGCGAGGCGAGGAUGACGACACAACUCCCUCCCUCCCGUCGCAGAUCAAGACAGGUGUUCUGGAAAUCGCAGAGCUUCAUAUCAAGCUGUACUCGGAGGUCAUGUCCGGCUCGAAUGCCGUUCCUGCAUUCGUCUCCUCGAUUUGGAACAUGAUCAGUGGUGGGAAGCGACAAAGCGUCGGGGACGACGGUCUCGUCUCGCAAUCCCUGCGCUUCAUCUCCACAGCGAUCCGCAUCGGCCACUACAAGGAACUCUUUGGCUCGCGGGAGAUCAUCACGAACCUCGUGCAGGGCAUCGUCAUCCCCAACGUCGGGCUUCGGGAGCACGAGAUCGAGCAGUUCGAGGACGACCCGCUCGAGUACAUCCGGCUUGACCUCGCCGUACCGUCCCUCGGCGGAGCGGGCAUGAGCACGGACACCCUCACGCGCCGCCAGGCGGCUGCAGAGGUCCUCCGUGCUCUUGUGUCGUCGGGGUAUGAGAGUGAGACGACAGAAAUAGCAGGGUCAUGGAUCGGGCAGGGGCUCCAGGAGUAUACAGCGAAUCCCGCGGAGAACUGGCGCGCGAAGGACACGGCGAUUUAUGUCAUGACGGCAGUGGCGACGCGGGGCAGCACAACACAGCAUGGUGUCACGUCGACGAACACACUCGUGGAUGUCGUCCAGUUCUUCUCGGACCACGUCUUUCAGGACCUGCAGGCUGAGUCGGGUUCGGCGCAUCCGAUCCUCCAAGUUGAUGCUAUCCGCUUCCUGCACACCUUCCGGCAUCAGCUUGUCAAGCCACAGCUACUCUCAGUCCUCCCGCUGCUCUUGCGUCACCUCGGCUCAGACAACUAUGUCUGCUACACGUACGCCGCGAUCAGCGUCGAGCGGAUACUCUUCAUCAAGCAGGGGACACAGUUGAUGUUCACUCAGGCAGACAUCCACGAACUGGCGCCACAUCUUCUCGAUGCGUUGCUGAAGAAAAUGGAGUCUGCGGGCACACCAGAGAAGGUUGCUGAGAACGACUACCUCAUGAAGUGCGCGAUGCGAGUCAUCAUCACCGCCCGGUCGACCUUCACAACGGGCUACGAGCGCUUCCUGCAGAGACUGGUCAACAUCCUCGGUGCGAUCUCGAAGAACCCGAGCAACCCUCUCUUCGACCAGUUCAUCUUUGAGAGUAUCUCUGCGCUCAUGAGAUUCGUUGUUGCUGCCAACCCGUCGACACUGCCGACUUUCGAGCAAGCGCUCUUCGGUCCUUUCACGAUCAUCCUCCAGCAAGAUAUUGACCAGUACAUCCCUUACGUCUUCCAGGUGCUCGCACAGAUGCUCGAGUUCCACACUGGCGAUGUGCCAGCAGAGUACCGCAGUCUUCUUCCGUUUCUCCUCACUCCCGCCGCGUGGCAACAAAAGGGCAGCAUUCCGGGCUUGGUCAAGCUGCUCAAGGCAUUCCUCUCUCGAGAUGCGAAGCAGAUGGUCGCAACCGGCCAGUUCACGGCAGUCUUGGCAGUCAUCCAGCAGCGCCUCAUCCCGUCGAAGCUCAAUGACGUGUGGGGCUUUGAGCUCCUGCAAUCGGUGGUACAGUACAUCCCACCAUCGGAUCUCAAACAGUACUUCCGCGCUCUGAUGGUGACGCUGCUCACGCGGAUGCAGACCAGCAAGACAGACAAAUACGUCUACCUCUUUGUCUACUUCCUCGCGUUCACGAUAGCCAUUCCUGUUGAGGGUCUGGGACCUGACUAUGUGAUCAGCUCAGUGGAAGAAAUUCAGCCUCAGCUGUGGUCGCAGAUCGUCGGGAACUUCGUGGUACCACAAGCGCCGAAAAUGCCCCCGAAGGAACGCAAGGUCGUUGUCGUCGGCUUGACGAAGCUACUUACACAAAGCGCGCUGAUGCUCCAGGAGCCUUCAGUACAGGCAUGGCCGGCGACGUUCACCUCAUUGGCGAAGCUUUUCCAGGAGCCGCAGUUCCUAACUAAGAAGGAUGAGGAGGACCCCGAUGCCGGUAUCACUGCAAUCGACUACGAGGAGCAAACGGCGGGAUACCAGGCCGCCUACUCGCGACUAGCAGCAUCUGAGACGGUCGCCGUCGAUCCUGUCGCGCAUGUCCGGGAUCCUCGGGAGCACCUCGGACAGGAGCUCGCGAAGCUCUCGCAGAGGGACCCAAGGUCGCUGGCAGCUGCGGGGCACAACAUAAGCUGAACGAACGUUAAUGGGUUUCUGACCAGUCCAUCACGCAACGUAGACACCAUGCAUAUGCACUCAACACUUACGGUAGGUAGGAAGGAAAUCGAGCAUAGUCAAGAAUACAACAUGCAUUGUACAUCAUUACCAUUCACAAACACAUCUACGUUCAGAACA